This is a messenger RNA of Bombina bombina (fire-bellied toad), 1323 nucleotides long. RefSeq names its product T-box protein VegT-like. Gene Ontology annotation, biological process: regulation of transcription by RNA polymerase II; positive regulation of DNA-templated transcription; cell fate specification. Bases 1 to 1323 code for a protein of 440 amino acids. The record is from RefSeq and is a predicted model, not a curated record. NCBI's taxonomy places the organism in Eukaryota, Metazoa, Chordata, Amphibia, Anura, Bombinatoridae. Gene Ontology annotation, molecular function: RNA polymerase II cis-regulatory region sequence-specific DNA binding; DNA-binding transcription factor activity, RNA polymerase II-specific. The transcript is spliced from 9 exons. Gene Ontology annotation, cellular component: nucleus.
AUGCACGCAUUACCUGAUGUGAAACCCUCAACAGACAUGGACUGUGUUUCCAACCAGGACUCUGUGUACCUGCCCAACUCUGUUAGUGCCUCAUUGGAAGACCUAGACCUUUGGACCCAGUUCCACCAUGAAGGGACAGAAAUGAUAAUCACCAAAUCUGGCCGACGAAUGUUCCCACAAUGUAAGAUCCGGCUGUUUGGGCUCAAUCCUUACACCAAAUAUAUGGUGCUGGUUGAUUUUGUUCCACUGGACAACUUUAGAUAUAAGUGGAAUAAGAAUCAGUGGGAAGCUGCAGGGAAAGCCGAGCCGCACCCACCAUGCAGGACGUACGUUCACCCAGACUCCCCCGCUACUGGGGCUCACUGGAUGAAAGAUGCAAUCUGCUUCCAGAAACUCAAACUUACUAACAACACUUUGGAUCAGCAAGGCCAUAUCAUCCUGCACUCAAUGCACCGCUACAAACCACGUUUCCACAUUGUUCAGACGGAUGAUGUGUACAACUCUCGCUGGGGCCUCUUACAAGUCUUCAACUUUCCUGAGACAGAGUUCACUGCAGUGACCGCAUACCAGAAUGAAAAGAUAACAAAGCUCAAGAUUGAUCACAAUCCUUUUGCAAAAGGAUUUCGGGAGCAGGAGAGAAGUCACAAGAGGGGAAAUAUUUUAAAGACUCUAGUACAAAGUCCAACCAAGCGUCUGAAGAGAAAGAAGUGGGAGGAGAGCUCUGAUCUUGAUUGUACAGAUUCCCCAAAAUCAGUGCGUGUGAAGGAGGAACCUUGUGUGGUCCCAGCUGGGUUAUUUCAGAAUUGGGUACCAGAGCAGGAGCUUGGCCAAGGGCUGACUCCCACCUCCCCAGAGUCCACAGAUACCACAAACCAGGAACAGCAAGUGCCAUCUUCAUCUUCUAGCCUUCUGUACAGGAAUCCCUACAGAAGUGGGUCCCAUCCUUUCUCUACCCCCCAUGAUCUGAGUGAUUUUCCUUGUAGACGUCUAACUCCCGAUGUAGCUAAAGUUCCAGAUUCAGAUGCACGUCCAUUCUCUGAAAACUUGAUGUCUUUUCCGACAUUUGCACCACCUCACUCUUCACAGGACCGAGCUAGUGUUACAAGUAUAUCUAUGGAAACUCCAGGGAAAUCAUCUCUACGUAGCACUAUGUACAGCCCCUACGGAGCAGAACAGUGGAUGACUCCUACUCAGGGACAAUACCGGCCAGUUGGAUACCCUGCAUACGCAACAGAUUAUAGUGCACAGGGUACAAUGACCCAUCCACACACAGGAAUGUCAGACUGGAGCCAGUACUCUCUCUUUCCUUACUCGUGCUGGUAA